ACCCGUGUAACUUCCUUCUCCUUUCCCAAACCAGUCUUCGUCCUCCUCUCCCAAUUUAUACCAAACUCUCUCUCUCUCUCAAACCUUCCAGAAAACCCUACACAAUGGAAGACUCAGUCGUCGCCGGCGACCCGCCGAUACCCCAUCCAGAUCUGGCCCCAAACUGUAGCGAUUCCGGCGAGGACUUCGAGUCCCUUCCGAUCCCUCCUCUCGAUCCUCAAUUCUUCUCAUCCGACGCCGGAAUGGCCACCAUGGCCGCCGAUUCGUUCAUGUCGGAUCUCGGGUUCGGGUUCGGCUCCGACGACAAUUGCGACUACGAGCUCACCUUUGAUGAUUUGGACAACCUCUACAUCCCGUCGGAGGCCGACGACUUCCUCCUUCCCGAGGGGUUCGAUCCCGCGGCUCAGCCCAGCUCCGAUUCCAGUGUAAUAUUGAAAUCAGAGUCUCCUGAAUCCGGUAGCUCCGGAGUUUCUAAAGGUUCGGAUGGUGUAGUCUCCGGUUUUCUGAAUUAUCCGUCGUCGGAGUCCGGCGGCCACGAUCAGGAGUUUUCGGAGAAUUCCGGCGGGCCGUUGUCGUCUCAGGGCUCCGGGAUUCCCGAGGCUGCGAACUCGCCGACUCAUUCCGGGAACUCCGAUCGGGACGUGUCGUCGAAUGUGACUACUGCCGAUGAGAAGGUGAAGAUAGAGGAGGAGGUGACCAGGAGCGGCUUCGUUGCGAAGAGGAAGAAGGAGAGCGGCGGCGGCGAGGAAGGGAACAUGGAGUCGAGAAGCUCAAAGUUUCGGAGAUCGGAGAGCAGCGGCGGCAGUGGUGGUUGUUUGGACGAUGAGGAUGAGAGGAGGAAGGCGAGGUUGAUGAGGAACAGAGAGAGUGCUCAGCUUUCGAGGCAGAGGAAGAAGCAUUAUGUGGAAGAGCUUGAAGAUAAGGUAAGGGCAAUGCAUACUACUAUUGCUGAUUUGAAUAAUAAGAUGUCAUACAUUAUGGCCGAGAAUGCUACUUUGAAGCAGCAAUUGAGCAGUGGUAGCGGCAUUUGCCCGCCGCCCCCGCCACCGGGGAUGUACCCAAUGCCGCCCAUGGGCUAUCCAUGGAUGCCGUACUCGCCUUAUGUUGUGAAGCCGCAAGGUUCUCAGGUGCCUUUGGUUCCCAUUCCUAGGCUUAAACCCCAGCAGCCUGCGGCUGCGCCCAAGCCGAAAAAGAAGUCGGAGAGUAAGAGUAAAACUAAGAAGGUUGCCAGCAUUAGUUUCCUAGGUCUGCUGUUUUUCCUGUUGCUGUUUGGUGGACUUGUUCCAAUGUUGAAUGUUGGUUUUGGUGGGUCGAGUUAUGUUAGAGAUAGGUUUUAUGAUCAGCAGAGGGCGAAAGUUUUGAAAGUUCCGGGUCAUUUGAAUGGAUCAGAAGGAAAUGUACCUUUAGGAGUAUCUGGUGGGAAAUUUGAUGUCUCUAACAAAAUUCAUGAGAGGGCUCAUAAGCAGAAAGAACAAGGGUUACCUGGCGUGGGUAAUGCCAGUGAGCCUCUUGUCGCUUCUUUGUAUGUUCCGAGAAAUGAUAAACUUGUUAAGAUUGAUGGGAACUUGAUUAUUCAUUCGGUCCUGGCGAGUGAGAAAGCUAAAGCUCAUAAGAAGAGUAGGGAGGCCAGAGUGGAAGGAGCUAAAGGUUUUGUUUCAGCAUUGGCUAUACCUGAAGCUGGAGUGAACAGAGGGAGACGUGCUCCUUUAUACAGAACUCCUGCUGGACAACGGAAGGCUCUUACAGCUGGUUCUGCUGAUGGGAAACUCCAGCAGUGGUUUCGUGAAGGCCUUGCUGGAUCAUUGUUGAGUUCAGGCAUGUGCACUGAAGUGUUCCAGUUUGAUGUAUCAGCUGCUAAUUCAGGAGGUAUAAUUCCUGCCUCGUCAGUUGCAAAUGUUUCCGAGCACAAUUCAAAUGCUACGAGGCUUAACAGAGGAGGAAACAGAAGAAUCCUUGGUGGUCGCGCAAUCCCCCUCGCUGGAUCCAAUCAUAAUGCUACUGAUGAUGAACGUGCCAUAAGAAACAAUCAGUCAAGCAACAACUUUCAAGUUAGUAAUUCUUCCGUGGUCGUUUCUGUUCUGGUUGAUCCUAGAGAGGCAGGUGACAUUGACGUUGAUGGCAUGAUCAAACCCAAGUCACUUUCUCGGGUUUUCGUUGUCCUGCUUCUUGACAGUGUGAAGUAUGUCACUUACUCAUGCGUGCUACCUCGCUCUGCUCCUCCUCACUUAGUGACUACUUAACAUGGACCUUCAGUUUCAGAAUCUUAGACGAUACCUAGAUCUAAUCUCAGAAGCUCCCAGUUAAUUUAUGUAACAGGAGUAGCUGUUUCUGUAAGACUUUAACUUGAUGCUUUCUACUUACUAGAGUAUGGGAGCUGUUUAUGCUUUGGUCUGAAUGUUAUCACUGUAGCGAAACAUUUAAGUUUGUAUGGAACACCUAGGUUAUAUUAUACAAGUAUCUUUAUAAGUAAAGGAAAUAUACUUUCCAUAAUGAGUAUUUGCGCCCCAUUUAAUC
Fragaria vesca subsp. vesca is the source of this 2514-nucleotide messenger RNA. RefSeq lists its product as uncharacterized. The coding region runs from base 105 to 2240 and encodes 711 amino acids. The transcript has a single exon. The record is from RefSeq and is a predicted model, not a curated record. Gene Ontology annotation, cellular component: nucleus; endoplasmic reticulum membrane. NCBI's taxonomy places the organism in Eukaryota, Viridiplantae, Streptophyta, Magnoliopsida, Rosales, Rosaceae. Gene Ontology annotation, molecular function: DNA-binding transcription factor activity.